AGAGAGAGAUGGAGAGGGAGAAAAAGAUGAGAGAGGGAGGAGUCUGGCAGAAACAUCCCUUUCUCUCUCCUCACUGUGUGAGCGGGAAAGAGAGAGAGACAGAGAAGGGGAGGGUGAGCUAGGGAUGAAGAGAUGAAGCAUGGACAGGCAGCGGCAAACAGUGUACGCAGAGCGAGAAAAAGAGCGAGCACUGAAGAAGCGUGUGAGAGCGGCUGAACCCACCAACUCCACAGAGUGAGGAAACAGAGGAGCCGAGAAGGAACGACCUUCUACUGAGGCUCUGUUGCCUCCAUCCUAUCCCCUUGCUCCUUCCCACCUCUCCCGCACUCCCAGCAUCACAGAGGAGCAACUGUCUCAUCUCCUGCACUGCCAACUUCCAGCUGACACUCGUCCACUUUUUCCUGCCGGUCUUGUCUGCUCUGCGCUCCCUCGGUCAUGAUCCCAUUGGUCCUCCUGCUCCUGUGGAUCUCCAGAUGGGGCACAGAGGCCAUGUUUUCUCAACAGCCACAGGACACGGUAGUGGUGGCAGGCCAGCCAGUGACGUUACCCUGCAGUAUCCCUGGUUACCAUGGUGUUGUCCUGUGGAUCAAAGAUGGUUUGGCACUCGGGGUUGGCAGGGACCUGUCUGGCUAUCCUCGUUACACAGUGAUUGGCGACCACGGGUCAGGUGAGCAUCAUUUACGAAUCCAACGUGUCGAGCUGAUGGAUGAUGCUGUGUUCGAAUGCCAGGCUGUCCAGGCUGCGAUGAGAUCCCGUCCAGCCCGUCUUACUGUGCUGGUUCCUCCUGAGGAUCCUGUCAUCAGUGGAGGUCCGGUGGUGAGCCUAAGGGCAGGCGACCCACUGAAUCUGACCUGCCAUGCGGAUAACGCCAAACCAGCAGCCUCAAUAAUCUGGAGCCGUAAUGGAGAGGUCCUUAAUGGGGCCAUGUACUCCAAGGUAAGCAUAGAGACUCUGCUCCGGGAUGGCAGGAGAGAAAGCACAGUGAGCACGCUCUACCUCUCGGCCUCCAACAUCGAGACAGGUCAGCAGAUCAUCUGUAAGGCCUCCAAUAAAGCAGUCCCCAACGGCAAGGAGACGAGUGUCACAAUUGAUAUCCAGCAUCUUCCACUUGUCAAUCUGUCAGUGGAACCUCAACCUGUUCUGGAGGGUAACUUGGUGAAAUUCCAUUGCUCUGCAAAAGCCAACCCUCCAGUGACCCUUUACAGGUGGGCCAAAGGAGGGACUGUUAUUAAGGAUGUCUCUGGAGACACAUACGAGGUUAUUGUGGACCAUUCCUUCUUCACUGAGCCAGUUUCCUGUGAGGUGACGAACUCUCUUGGCAGCACCAACAUCAGCCGAAAUGUUGAUGUCUACUUUGGUCCUCGAAUGGCUGCCGAGCCUCAGUCCUUGCAGGUUGACCUCGGAUCUGAUGCUGUCUUCAACUGCGCCUGGACAGGCAAUCCCUCUCUCACCAUAGUGUGGAUGAAGAGAGGCUCUGGAGUGGUUCUGAGCAAUGAGAACCUCCUGACACUGAAAGCUGUUAGACAGGAGGAUGCUGGGAAAUAUGUUUGCCGCGCUGUGGUCCCACGUGUCGGAGCGGGGGAGAAGGAAGUUUCACUCACUGUCAACGGACCGCCUACCAUCUCCAGUACACAGACCCAGCAGGCACUACACGGAGAAAAGGGACAAAUCAAAUGUUUCAUUCGAAGUACACCUCCUCCAGACCGCAUUGCAUGGUCAUGGAAGGAAACCGUGUUGGAAUCUGGGACUUCUGGACGCUACACGGUGGAAACCGUGACUACAGAUGAAGGUGUGAUCUCCACACUAACAAUGAGUAACAUCGUCCCAGCUGACUUCCAGACCAUUUACAAUUGUACAGCUUGGAACAGUUUUGGCUCUGACACAGAGAUCAUACGCCUUAAGGAACAAGGUGGGAGCCAAGAAUCUCUCCCCAUGGCGGUAAUCAUCGGUAUAGCCGUUGGAGCAUUUGUGGCCCUCAUCGUCCUCAUGGGUACCAUUGGUGCAUUCUGUUGUACCCGCACCCAGAGAAAGGAAGUGCACCUGGUUAUGCCCUCAAUGCCCGUCUCCAUCUGUGCUCACCAGAGAGAACUUGCAAGCAAAAUUAAGGCAGAAAACCUCAAAGGAGUCGUGUCGGCAAAAAAUGACAUCCGGGUGGAAAUUGUGCAUAAAGACCAUAGUGCGGCGAGAGAAAAUGAAGAACACACGUCCAUGAAACAACUGAUGGUGAGUGUUGAACAAGGAGAGUUCCAGCAGGAAUCUGUUCUGAAGCAGUUGGAGGUAUUACAAGAGGAAGAGAAGGAGUAUCAGCACAUUAAGGAUCCAACAAAUGGCUACUACAGCGUUAACACCUUCAAGGAGCAGCACACACCUACCAUGGCAGGAAAUCAGCCCACAGAAGUGAGGAACCCCUCCAAUACGGGCACUCUUGGAAAGCAGCGGGUACCGACGGGCAUGUCCUUCACCAACAUCUACUCUACUCUGGGAGCAGGCCCCAAUCGUUUGUACGACUACAGCCAACGUUUUGUGCUGGGCAUGGGCAGCAGUUCCAUUGAGCUAUGUGAGCGCGAGUUCCAGCGCGGUUCCCUCAGUGACUCCAGCUCUUUUAUUGACACGCAGUGUGACAGCAGCGUCAGCAGCUACAGUAAGCCAGAUGGCUAUGUGCAGUUCGACAAAGACAGCAAGACCUCAGCCUCAUCCUCCUCUCACUAUUCCCAGUCUUCAUCUCAGAACUCAGACCUCACCCGGCCUCUCCAGAAGCGCAUGCAGACCCAUGUCUGACAAACCAGUGAGGUACAAAGAAAUCAGCCAGAACUGUUAAACUGUGUGUAACAGCUCCCAGGAGGCUCCGAAGUAACACUUUCAUUGGGGACACCUGGAUGUGCACAAGCUAGUUGGCUUUAAAUCACUCUUUGACUUGUUCUCAAUGUCAACAAAUGUCCUAAUUAACCUCUUAACUCCUCAACCACCUCCUUAAAAAAAAACAAAAUAAUAAUUUUAAUAAAAGAACAGAUCUGUGCCACAUCAUAGUCACUUGCCAACACAAACACUUUUUGAAUUGGAUAAUUUAAUUGCCCGGCUGCAGCAGUGGGAUUGUACAAAGGAUCAGAGCGCAGGAGUACCACAAGGCUUUGUGUGACAAUCUGGCAAAGGUUGCUUUUGCCUUU
Messenger RNA from Thalassophryne amazonica, 3164 nucleotides. RefSeq names its product kirre like nephrin family adhesion molecule 3b (gene kirrel3b). Gene Ontology annotation, biological process: cell-cell adhesion; synapse assembly. The coding region runs from base 436 to 2778 and encodes 780 amino acids. The transcript is spliced from 16 exons. Lineage: Eukaryota; Metazoa; Chordata; Actinopteri; Batrachoidiformes; Batrachoididae. Gene Ontology annotation, molecular function: cell adhesion molecule binding. Gene Ontology annotation, cellular component: cell-cell junction. The record is from RefSeq and is a predicted model, not a curated record.